Molecule: messenger RNA, 1226 nt
Organism: Phasianus colchicus (ring-necked pheasant)
Lineage: Eukaryota; Metazoa; Chordata; Aves; Galliformes; Phasianidae
Source: RefSeq, a predicted model, not a curated record
UCUGGUGGCACUCGGGGGCAUUUGGGGUCGGUCCUUUUGUCCCCAAGGGGAGGAGGACCAGAAGUCUCUGCUGGAGGGAUUUGGGGUUCUUUGGGGGGGACUUUGGGUCUCUGUGGGGUCCUUGGGACGUUCUAUGGGGUAUCUGUGGGGUUCUCGUGGGGUUCCUGUGUUCUAUGGGACACCCAGUGGCCCUGGUGGCUGUUUGGGGUCGGUCCUUAUGUCCCCAAGGAAGGAUCAGAAGUCCCUGCUGGAGGGAUUUGGGGUUCUUUGGGACAUUCUAUGGGGCAUCAGUGGGGUUCUUAUAGGGUUUUCAUGGGGUUCUCAUGGUCAGUGGGACACCCAGUGGCCCUGGGGGCCAUUUGGGGUCGGUCCCUUUGUCCCCAGGGGAGGAGAAGCAGCCCCUGCUGGAGGGAUUUGGGGUUCUUUGGGACGUUCUAUGGGACAUCAGUAGGGUUCUCAUGAUCAGGGGGACACCCAGUGGCUGUGGUGGCACUCGGGGCCAUUUGGGGUCGGUCCCUUUGUCCCCAGGGGAGGAGAAGAAGCCCCUGCUGGAGGGAUUUGGGGUUCUUUGUGAUCCUUGGGACGUUCUAUGGGACAUCAAUGGGGUUCUUAUGGUUUGUGGGACACCUGGGGGCCAUUUGGGGCCAUUUGGGGCCAUUUGGGGUCGGUCCCUUUGUCCCCAGGGAAGGAGAAGAAGCCCCUGCUGGAGGGGGCGGCGCUGCGGCUGAAGCCGCGCUCGGUGCACGAGCUGUCGGUGGAGCAGCAGCUGUACUACAAGGAGAUCACCGAGGCCUGCGUGGGGUCCUGCGAGGCCAAGCGCGCCGAGGCCCUACAGAGCAUCGCCACCGACCCCGGGCUGUACCAAAUGCUGCCACGCUUCAGCACCUUCAUCUCCGAGGGGGUCCGUGUCAACGUGGUGCAGAACAACCUGGCUCUGCUCAUCUACCUGAUGCGGAUGGUGAAGGCGCUGAUGGACAACCCUACGCUGUACCUGGAGAAAUACGUGAGUCCAGAUGGCCCCAAAUGUCCCCAAAUGUCCCCAAAUGUCCCCACGUGUCACUCCUGUGGCCCUCAGUGUCCUCCGAAGGUCCAAAAUCUGCCCUCAAAGAUCCCAAAUGCGUCCCCAGAUGGGCCCAAAUAUCCCCUGACGUGACACCGCGUGUCCCCAGUGCGUCCCUCGUUGUCCCCAAAUGUCCCCAGUGUGACCCCAAAUGCCCCCAGUGUCC